AUGUUAGUGUUGUUAUUUUUGGUGUGCGCUACAACAAAUGUAGGGACAGUGCAGCAAAAAUGUCAUAUGGAACCUACAAAUCAUUCAUUUAGCGGUGUUUUGCAUAUUUCAUUACGUGCUGAUAUAAAACAGUGCAAACGAGAAUGUCUUCUAAUAAGCAGCAGCCAGUGCUCGUCAGUCAUAUAUAUUACUAAUAAAAAUCUUUGUUUACUUAUAAGUGGUCAGAAAAUCGAAAGGGAUGAAUUCAGCGAUCACGAUACAAUAAACUUUUUUAGAAAAUGUCGACGUCGUACGGAAGUUCAAACGAUACUUCUUACAAAAGCGUGUUUUAAAGAAUUUCACGGCAGAGUAUUAGUUGGUGUUGUUGACGAGUUCUAUGAGAAUGUAUCGCGAAUGCAAUGUCGGAAAGCUUGUGCUAUUUCAUUAAUUCAAAACAAUGUCUUUUGCAAAGCAGCUAUUUAUUAUCCAAAAGAGAAAGAAUGUAUCAUCUCGUCGCAGAAUCGUUUUGAUGUGCCUGAAUUGUUCAUAGAGGACGCAGCAGCAGUGUAUCUUGAAAAUAGAUGUGCAGACAAUCAGUUUUUGAACAUAGCUCAAAAUAAAAUUGAUGCCGAAAAAGCAGUACUUCCAUCAAUAAGUGCAAGGAGCUUUUUCAAGAAUGAGCAGCUUUCACAAAAUAAUACUAACAAUGUUACUUUGAAUAUAAUACCAAAGAAACCUGUAAAGGAAGUUGCAAAACAUGUUAGGCCAGAGCCAUUGCAAAAUAUUGAAAUGUCUGGCUACGAAAUGAGUUUUGAAGAAAACUUGCGCCCAUUUUAUCCGUUAUAUGCAGAACAUAAUGACUCUAACGGAAAAUCGAGCUCAAAUGGAUGA
This is a messenger RNA of Brugia malayi, 870 nucleotides long. RefSeq lists its product as uncharacterized. The coding region runs from base 1 to 870 and encodes 289 amino acids. The transcript has 6 exons. The record is from RefSeq and is a predicted model, not a curated record. NCBI's taxonomy places the organism in Eukaryota, Metazoa, Nematoda, Chromadorea, Rhabditida, Onchocercidae.